AUGGCUUUGCCGCGCUCCUUCCCCAGGUAUCUGCUGCUCAUGGCGCAGGAGCACCUGGAAUUCCGCUUACCGGAAAUAAAGUCUUUGGUUUCUCUUUUCGGCGGUCAGUUCACCAGCAGUCAGGAAACGUAUGGAAAGUCUCCGUUUUGGAUUCUUAGCAUUCCCUCGGAAGAGAUUGCCAGAAACUUAAUGAAACGGACAGUGUGUGCCAAGUCUAUAUUUGAACUAUGGGGCCAUGGAAAAUCUCGGGAGGAGCUGUACACUUCUCUGAAAAAGUACCCCAUGGAAAAGAUGGUUCCCUAUCUACAAGCAGACUCUACAUACAAGAUACAGAUUCAUACCUUCAAUAAAACUUUGACACAAGAAGAGAAAGUCCACCGCAUAGAUGCGCUUGAGUUUCUGCCAUUUGAAGGAAAAGUGAAUUUAAAGAAGCCACAGCAUAUAUUCUUCAUUUUGGAGGACUAUGGUUUGGACCCAAACCGCAUCCCCGAGAGUCCACAUAAUAUUUAUUUUGGUAGAUGGAUUGCAGACGGACAGAGGGAACUUAUCGAGUCAUAUAGUGUCAAAAAGAGGCACUACAUUGGAAAUACAAGUAUGGAUGCUGGCUUAUCAUUUAUCAUGGCCAAUCAUGGAAAAGUAAAAGAGAAUGAUAUUGUCUUCGAUCCAUUUGUUGGAACAGGCGGCCUCCUGAUAGCGUCUGCUCAUUUUGGUGCAUAUGUCUGUGGGACAGACAUAGACUACAACACAGUUCAUGGCUUGGGAAAGGCUAGUAGGAAAAACCAGAAAUGGAGAGGCCCGGAUGAAAACAUUAGGGCCAAUCUCCGCCAGUAUGGUUUAGAGAAGUAUUACCUUGAUGUCUUGGUUUCAGACGCGUCGACACCAUCCUGGAGGAAAGGCACAUAUUUUGAUGCAAUCAUCACUGAUCCGCCUUACGGCAUCAGAGAAUCUACGAGGAGAACGGGCUCACAGAAGGAAAUAGCGAAAGGGAUAGAAAAAUGCCCAGAAAGCCAUGUUCCUGUUUCCUUGAGCUAUCAUCUGAGUGAGAUGUUUUUUGACCUCCUAAACUUUGCUGCUGAGACUCUUGUAUUGGGUGGAAGACUAGUGUACUGGUUACCAGUGUACACGCCAGAAUACACCGAGGAGAUGGUGCCCUGGCACCCCUGCCUGCAGCUCAUGAGCAACUGUGAGCAGAAGCUUUCCACUCACACAGCAAGGCGCUUGAUAACCAUGGAAAAGGUGAAGACAUUUGAGAACCGGGACCAGUAUUCCCACCUGCUGAGUGAUCAGAUCCUGCCAUACCAAGGUCACAAUUCCUUUCGGGAGAAAUAUUUCAGUGGGGUAACAAAGAGAAUUAUGCCAAGGAAGAAAAGUCCUACCAGGAGUGAAAAUUAAGAUUUUGACAAUUAAGAAAAAGUAAAGAUUCCACUUGGCGGCGGGGAAAAAAGACCUUUCUGGAUUCGAACUUCCAUCCAGAAAGCAUGUACUUUGAACAUUUAUUUCAUAUUGGAAAGCAACAACAAAACUACAAAGUAAAUUGAGCAGUCCUUUACAGUGUCACUUUGUUUUAUAGCUUAUUUCUUCUGUAUGUGGUUUCUUGAACUUACUUUAUAUUUGUAUUUUCAAGUGUUGAUGGAAAGAGACUCGGCACCGCUAUGUUUUCUUGCCCAGAAUUUACAAAGGGCAUUCUUACUGUUGGCUUUUCAAACACAUACAGCUGGUGCCUGUGGUGGAGGCAGUGUAUGGUAGUCGAGCAUUAAUUCAUUAGGUAGAUUUGUUUAAUUUGGGUUUCGAUUGUCAAUGAUUUACCCUGCCACUAAUAAAGCGUACUUAGAACUCUUCAAA
Messenger RNA from Echinops telfairi (small Madagascar hedgehog), 1842 nucleotides. RefSeq names its product tRNA methyltransferase 11 homolog (gene TRMT11). The record is from RefSeq and is a predicted model, not a curated record. The transcript is spliced from 13 exons. Gene Ontology annotation, cellular component: cytoplasm. Bases 1 to 1392 code for a protein of 463 amino acids. Lineage: Eukaryota; Metazoa; Chordata; Mammalia; Afrosoricida; Tenrecidae. Gene Ontology annotation, molecular function: nucleic acid binding. Gene Ontology annotation, biological process: methylation.